Molecule: messenger RNA, 1261 nt
Organism: Tripterygium wilfordii
Lineage: Eukaryota; Viridiplantae; Streptophyta; Magnoliopsida; Celastrales; Celastraceae
Exons: 3
Coding region: 54-1025 (323 amino acids)
Molecular function (GO): polysaccharide binding
Source: RefSeq, a predicted model, not a curated record
AAUCACUAGACCUGAAAACCAUAUCAAAACUAAUCAGCACUAUUGUUCCAUUAAUGGGUUCUUAUUCUUUCUGUUCCAUAGCCAUUCUACAUACAAUUCUCUUCCUCAUUAGCUUCACAGCAUUAGCUGCUGAAGCAAGCCUUUGUAGAACCUCCUGUGGAACAAUUCCAAUACACUACCCUUUCGGCGUCGAUGAUGGGUGUGGCAGUCCUUAUUACAGACACAUCCUUGCCUGCUCCAAUUCAGGCAAUCUCGAGCUUCGAACACCGUCCGGACGAUACCCUGUUCGUAGCAUAAGCUACUCUGAUCCUCACAUUGUUGUCACUGAUCCUUUCAUGUGGAAUUGUCAAGAUGGGAACGAUUUUCGUGCAACGAGGCCUUUUAGUCUUGACACAAGCACACAUUUGACACUGUCUUCACAAAAUGAUUAUCUUUUCGUCAACUGUAGUGAAGAUAAUGUGAUUGUGGAGCCUAAGCCAAUCUUUUGUGAACGGUUCCCGGACCGGUGUGAUUCCUCCUGUGACAGUUCAAGUUAUCUCUGCAGACACUUACCAGAAUGUGCAUCUGCUUUGAGUACCAGUUCCUGCUGUUCCUACUUUCCAAAAGCAACUGAAUCUAUGAGGCUGAUGUUGAAGUAUUGUUCUAGUUACACCAGUGUUUAUUGGAAAAGCAAUGGUGAAAACUCUCCUUAUGGUCAAGUUCCUGAGUACGGAAUCCGGGUUGAUUUCGAUAUUCCUGUGACUACACAUUGCCUUCAGUGUCAAGACAUGACAAAGGGAGGUGGGACUUGUGGGUUUGAUACACAAACACAGAGUUUCUUGUGCUUGUGUGGUGAUAGGAAUCUCACUACUUAUUGUAAAGAUCAUGAAGUCCCAAAACAUGGAAGAUCAGGAGUAAUUGCAGUGACUGCAGUUUCUGCUGCUACUGCAAUAGGAAUUGGUGCUGGGAUUUGGUAUGUGAAAAAGUUGAGAAAUACAAAGCCAGUGACUUGUGGGGUUCAAAGUAAUGAGAAUAGGCUUUUCUGAAAUCUCAAGACAGCAUAUGAUAGUGCACCAAAUACUUUCUCUUUUGCUUUAUUUUCUUUAUCUUCGUCUUUGAUUCUUUUUUUGUCCCAAAUGUAGAUUUGUAAAGCAAUUUAAGUUCCAUUAAUUACAGCAAAUUCAGUAGUGCUAAACCUUAUAAGAAAACAAGCUAGGUCUAGCAUUGAAAAACAAGUCAAACAACAAACACAAAAAAAGAUAUGAUUGAACAUGUAUAUAUA